This is a messenger RNA of Camelina sativa (false flax), 1010 nucleotides long. RefSeq lists its product as uncharacterized. Gene Ontology annotation, cellular component: nucleoplasm. The record is from RefSeq and is a predicted model, not a curated record. Gene Ontology annotation, molecular function: RNA binding. NCBI's taxonomy places the organism in Eukaryota, Viridiplantae, Streptophyta, Magnoliopsida, Brassicales, Brassicaceae.
GAUAAGCCGACGUCGUUUUGAGUGUACUUCGAGACGACGUCGUUUGGUCGAUUUCGGUUCUCUCUUUUGAAUAUCUGAAAUUAGGGUUUGGGAAUUUUGAAUUUUUUUUCAGACUUGCUGAGAUCGAUUUGUGAAUUCAUUCACUCAGAAUUGCAGAAGAAUGGGUCGAUACAAAGAUGAGACCCCAGCUGUUAGGGUUUAUACAGUUUGCGAUGAAUCAAGAUACUUAAUAGUACGUAAUGUCCCAGCUUUGGGUUGUGGUGAUGAGCUCAUGAAAUUAUUCAUGACUUAUGGAGAGGUUGAAGAAUGUAAACCUAUGGAUGCAGAAGACUGUGAGGAGUUCACCGAUGUCUAUUGGAUUAAGUUUCGUCUCGUCACUAACGCCAGAUUUGCAAAGAGGAAGUUGGAUGAAUCAGCUUUCUUGGGUAAUCGGCUCCAAAUUUCAUAUGCUCCUCAAUUCGAAAGCCUCAAUGACACAAAGGAUAAGUUAGAAACCAGGAGGAAAGAAGUGCUUGCAAGACUUAACCCCCAGAAAGAAAAGAGCACCUCUCAAGUUACAAAAUUAGGUGGACCAGCUUUGACACAAACGGACAAUUUCUCCCCACAAAGAAGAGAGAUGGAGUACCAAUUCCAUAGAAGAAAUGCUCCUGUUUCUCGAGUUUCUUCUAACCAGGAGUAUUUUGCAUCCUCUUCAAUGAAUCAAACAGUUAAUGCCGUCAGGGAAAAACUCAAUAAGAUUGAAGAAAGUGGUAACCAAAAGAGGUUACAACCGAGCAGCCAAACACCACAACCUGACCUCAAGAGAACACGAGUCGAUAACCGAAGAAGGAUCUAACUCAAUUUUUUGUUUGUCAUCGUAUCUGUUUCUUGGGAUUGCUCAGCUAAUUUUAAAAGAAAGUAUUCAUGUGUAACUUACUUUGGUCAUGAUAGUGUUCUACCAAGAUAGUGAUUGUGAAUAUUGUAAUUUGUGCCUAGCAUGAUCCAACAUUCAAAUCAUCAAACCAUCUAAA